This is a messenger RNA of Nestor notabilis (Kea), 786 nucleotides long. It is a transcript of the gene CD81, whose product is annotated as CD81 molecule. The transcript has 8 exons. NCBI's taxonomy places the organism in Eukaryota, Metazoa, Chordata, Aves, Psittaciformes, Psittacidae. Bases 1 to 660 code for a protein of 219 amino acids. The record is from RefSeq and is a predicted model, not a curated record. Gene Ontology annotation, cellular component: membrane.
AUGCGGCACAAACUGGCUGGAGGCAUCAUCCUGGGAGUGGCCCUGUGGCUUCGGCAUGACUCGCAGACGACAAAUAUCCUCUACCUGCAUCUGGGCGAGAAGCAGGCCCCCAACACCUUCUAUGUUGGAAUCUACAUCCUGAUCGCGGUUGGAGCUGUGAUGAUGUUUGUGGGGUUCCUGGGAUGCUACGGCGCUAUUCAGGAGUCUCAGUGCCUUCUGGGAACGUUCUUCACUUGCCUGGUGAUCCUGUUUGCCUGCGAAGUUGCGGCUGGAAUUUGGGGAUUUGUCAACAAAGACCAAAUAGCCAAAGAUGUGAAGCAGUUCUACGAUCAAGCGUUUCAGCAGGCGCUCAUGGCAGAGUCGGACACGAACAACGGCAAAGCUGUGGUGAAGACUUUCCACGAAACGCUGGACUGCUGUGGUCCUGAUAAUGUAAUAGGAGCUACCGCUCCCCUGUGGAGAGAAGAUCUCUGCUCAAGAAAGGACUCCAUCCUGAAAACCUUGGAGAAUGUCAACUGCCACAAAAAAAUUGAUGAGCUGUUCUCUGGGAAGCUGUACGUUAUCGGUAUCGUUGCCAUCGUGGUCGCCGUGAUCAUGAUCUUCGAAAUGAUCCUGAGCAUGGUGCUGUGCUGCGGCAUAAGGAACAGCUCCGUCUACUGAGCCGUGAGAGCCGGGGAGGGGAAGGGGGGAGCAGGGCGGAUGGCGCUAGAGGGGACCCCAAGUGCCACCAAGUGACCAUGAGACAUUUCAACAAAAGACAAAGAAAACUAUGUAUAUAAAUACUUC